Molecule: messenger RNA, 852 nt
Organism: Peronospora farinosa
Lineage: Eukaryota; Oomycota; Peronosporomycetes; Peronosporales; Peronosporaceae
Source: the annotation of a GenBank genome assembly
AUGGUGGAGAUUAUCCUUGACCCGAGUAUCCGUGAUUGGGUGGUGUUGCCUAUGAUCAUCAUCUUUGGAUGUUCGGCCAUGGUGCGUCACUACGUUACACUGCUACUUAAAAGCGAGAAGAUGGCGAGUGUCGAGCAGCUCAUGUCCAUGAACACGGUCAAGCGCGCUCAGAUUACGCGCAUCAAUUCCAAGUUUAUUACGCCUGAUGCCUUUGCCAUGCGCAAGCACUAUUUCACGGCGUCGCAAAAGAAUGACGGCAUGAAGGGAGCUCUGCGCGAAAAGGUCAAGAGUGAAGCCAUGAACCAAAUGAUGAACCCCAACAGUAUGCUGGAGAUGAUGAAGGGGAACAUGACAUUUAUGGUGUCGAACUUUGUCAUGAUGGGGCUCAUGAGCUACUUUUUUGGUGGUUUUGUGCUGGCUAAGGUGCCUUUCUCUCUCACCCAAAAGUUUAAGAUGAUGCUGCAGCGUGGCAUUGAACUCAACACACUCGAUGUGUCGUACGUAUCGUCAGUGUCGUGGUAUUUUCUCGUGAGCUUUGGCAUGCGUGGUUUCCUCUCGCUCAUCCUCGGCGAGAAGAGCGCUAGCGACGAUGCCAAGGCAAUGCAAAUGCAGAUGGGCAUGGGUGCUGGUCCCAAUAUGGGAUUUGACGCACCGAAGGUGUACAAGCAGGAGCGUGUGAGUCUCCGCCUCCACACGCACGAGUGGCAGCUGGAAUUUGCCGAGAAGAAGCUAUUGGGUGAGACCAUUCCAGAGAAACCCAAGAUGUCGGUUACCUCGUCGUCCACCAGCUCAACGACCACGAAUACGGAGAAGCGAUCGUCCAAGUAUUCCAAGAUCUCUAAGAGGAAGUAG